AUGGAGCUCUUCCAUCUUGGAAACAAGGUUCCCCCAGAGACUGCACAGUCUCUCAGACUAGACAUAUACAAGAAACUCUCGAUCACAAGCGGAAAGAAGAGAGAGAAGUUUGUUGGAUGCCAUCCCAUAUCUCUAACAUCAGACAACAUCGAUCUUUUGCUCAACGAGGACUUCCUUGUAUGCGAGAAGUCAGAUGGCAUAAGGGCCUUGCUGUUUGUCACAGAGAAAGAGGAUGUGUUCAGAGGGUACCUUUAUGACAGAAAAAAUGACUUCUACGAGCUAGAGAUGGACUUUCCAUUUGACCUGCCUGUUCUUAUGGAUGGAGAGAUUCUGCUAGAAGACGGCACAACACCAACAUAUGCAAUAUUCGACUGCCUGAUAUACGAGGGCGUUUCUCAGAUAUCCAAGAACCUAUACAAAAGACUUGGAUAUGCACAGAUGUUUGUUGAGAGGAUGAAUGAGUCCACAAAAAGGACCAGAGUUCUGAGGAAGGAGGGGGAUGAUGGGUUUGAGCAGAAAAGGGUUCCUAUCGAGGCAGGCGCCCAGGGGCUUGAUCGCACGUACAUACAUUUCUAUACUAAGGAGAUGAUGAAAAGCUAUGGCUUCUGGGAAAUAUACAAAAAGAUUCCCGAGCUGAAGCAUGGAAAUGACGGGCUAAUAUUCACGCCCACGGAUGAGCCUUACUCUGUAGGCAAAAGAGGAGUGAUUCUUAAGUGGAAGCCUUCUUCCAUAAACACAGUAGACUUUAAGGUUGUGAGGAACGGGGGAUUGAGCUGCGUGUAUGACCUGGUCUGCACUGGGAGAAAGGGAAAAGAUGUUGUAUUUGACCAGUUCUUCUGCGAGGACGAAGAAAUGGAUGGGAAGAUAGGCGAGUUUCUAUACGACAGCGAUGGAUACUACUGGGACCUUGACGAGCUUGUUCUGAAGAAGGGUGGGUGGAAGUUAUACAGGAUAAGAACGGACAAGGACACGCCAAACAAUAUAAGGAUAGUUUGUAAUAUACUUGAAAGCCUCAAGGAUAAUCUGACCAUUGAGAGGCUCUGUACCUUUUACAGUGCCAUGCGAGAGAACAGUAAGAACAGAGAGAGGAUGAAAAGGUGA
Encephalitozoon hellem ATCC 50504 is the source of this 1101-nucleotide messenger RNA. Its product is annotated as mRNA capping enzyme subunit alpha. Gene Ontology annotation, molecular function: ATP binding; mRNA guanylyltransferase activity. The coding region runs from base 1 to 1101 and encodes 366 amino acids. Gene Ontology annotation, biological process: 7-methylguanosine mRNA capping. The transcript has a single exon. Lineage: Eukaryota; Fungi; Microsporidia; Unikaryonidae. The record is from RefSeq and is a predicted model, not a curated record.